Molecule: messenger RNA, 1078 nt
Organism: Periophthalmus magnuspinnatus
Lineage: Eukaryota; Metazoa; Chordata; Actinopteri; Gobiiformes; Gobiidae
Gene: pqbp1
Product: polyglutamine binding protein 1
Exons: 7
Coding region: 97-762 (221 amino acids)
Biological process (GO): alternative mRNA splicing, via spliceosome
Cellular component (GO): nuclear body; cytoplasm
Molecular function (GO): protein binding; ribonucleoprotein complex binding
Source: RefSeq, a predicted model, not a curated record
GACAUCACUGCGCGCCGGUAAACUGCAGUCGCAUCGUUCACUCUCUGCAGCAACAAAACAGGACAAAAUCUGCUUAAAAGUGUGCUGGGUCUCAAGAUGCCUCUACCUCCGGCACUACUGGCCCGCCUCGCCAAAAGAGGAAUUGUUAAACCUACAGAACAAGGGGCAGAUGAAGAAAUAAUCGCUGAAGAUUAUGACGACAACAACGUAGAUUAUGAGGCAACUAGACUCGAAAAUUUACCCCCAAAUUGGUACAAAGUGUUUGAUCCUACCUGCGGUCUGCCAUAUUACUGGAACGUAGAGACAGACUUGGUUGCCUGGCUCUCCCCAAAUGACCCCACUGCUGUGAUAUCGAAACCAGCCAAAAAAGUAAAGGAGGUUGUAGAAGACAAAGCUGAGAGAAUGGACAGAUCAGAGAAAGAGCGUGAACGAGACAGAGACCGAGACAGGGACAGAGAUCGGGACAGAGAUCGAGAGCGAGAGAGGGACCGGGACAGAGAUCGGAGGAGGCACAGACGAGAAGACCCCGCCCCCUACAGCAAAAGCAAAAGAGGAAAAAAGGACGACGAGAUGGACCCGAUGGAUCCUAGUGCUUAUUCAGACGCUCCGAGAGGUUCUUGGUCGACUGGACUUCCAAAGCGAAACGAGGCAAAGACGGGCGCAGACACCACAGCUGCAGGUCCACUGUUUCAGCAGAGACCCUACCCCAGCCCCGGAGCUGUGCUUAGAGCCAACGCUGCCAACCAGAUCCCCAAAGAGUGAAGCCCCAUUCAGACUAGGUUUUUUUAAAUACUUUUGUUACUUUAAAUAUGUUGUUCUGUCAUUAUGUGUUAUGACCACGGCCUCUGAAAAGGGGAAUAAAACUUGAGUAAUAAAACAACAGCAGUCGUUCACGUCUCAAGUCAGUGGUUUAACGAGUCGGCUCUUUUGAACGGCUCCUUAACUUGAACGGCUGGAAUCGGAUUUCAUUUUAGAAAAGAGUCGAAUCUUUUUUCUAGUUUUUAUGCGAUUUUAUACAGAUUAACGCUGAACCAAUAAGAACACAGCGACACGAGUGAGAGCUUUGUGCGCAAAAAUA